AUGAUGACAACAAUAUUAUUCGUUUAUCUUGUUUUAUUUUUCACGAUAACUAAUGGACAAGACAAUCUAUGUGAACCAAAUGGUUUAUGGUCAUGGACACCAUGGUUUAAUUUUCAUACACCAAAUUCUAAAGGUGAAUAUGAAUUACAUGCUGCUAUUCGUAGUCAACAUCCAACUAUUGUUUGUGCUGAACCACGUGCUGUAUCAGCAGUUAAUCAAGCUGGCAUUAAUAUGAAUGACACACUUGAUAUGAUUAUAUUACGUUCAUAUGAUAUUUUUUGUCUUAAUACUUAUGAUCCAAAAUUUCAACAAAAAAUAUGUGAUGAUUAUAGUGUACGUUAUUGUUGUCCAGUAGUUACAAAUUCAUCAACAAAUAAAGAUGAGAUACGUGAAUUAUUUAUAAGUAGUAAUACAAAUUCAUUAGUUGAUAAUCAACCAAAAGCUGCACAAUUGAAAUGUGGUCGAGCACCACGUGCUAUUACUGAUCAAUCUAAUACUGCUACAAAUAUAUUGAUGUCUCUAUUAAAUGCAGUACUGCCAAAAAUUAUAAAUGGAAUUGAAGCACGUCCUAAUAGUUGGCCUUGGCUUGUAUCCAUUGGUAUUCAAUAUCGUGGUCCAACAGGUAUUUGGCAAAAUCGUACUCAUGUAUGUGGUGGUACACUAAUAGAAUCAUCACAUGUUCUAACAGCUGCUCAUUGUCUUGAACAAAAAAUAGAUGAUCGUUUUGUUCCAUUAACAUCAACAAAUCCAUCAUUAGAAUCAUUUUUUAUUUUACGUAUUGGUAUUCAUGAUAUUCGUUUAACACAACCAAGCGAAAUUUAUCGUGCAAAACGUAUAUAUAUUCAUGAAAAUUUCAUUUCAAGUACAUUUGAAAAUGAUAUAGCAAUUAUUCGACUUGAUCGACCAGUACGAAUUACUGAACAUAUAUCACCAAUUUGUUUACCAUCAAAUAAUGUUGCACCAGGUAAAAAAGUAACUGUUGCCGGUUGGGGUACAGUAGCUGAAACAGCACGUAUUCAUUCGAAUGUACUUCGACAAGCUAAUAUUAAUGUUUUACCACCGAUUAAUUGUCGAGUUUAUACGGAUAUUCAUUAUGAUGCUUCAAAACAAUUAUGUGCUGCAGCUUUAGAUUGGUCAAAAGAUACUUGUGCUGGCGAUAGUGGUGGUCCAUUGAUGCAUCAAGAUAAUGGUAUAUGGUCAAUAGGUGGUAUUACAUCUUAUGGUUAUGGUUGUUCGAAACGUGGUUUUCCAGGUGUUUAUACUCGUACGGUGCCUCAUUUAUCAUGGAUUAAGACGAGAAUGCUGAGCAAUUAUUAG
This is a messenger RNA of Rotaria sordida, 1317 nucleotides long. NCBI's taxonomy places the organism in Eukaryota, Metazoa, Rotifera, Eurotatoria, Philodinida, Philodinidae. The record is from the annotation of a GenBank genome assembly.